AUGGGGUUCUUCAAGAAAUUCUUCAAUUUCCCCCAGAAGACCGUAGAGUGCAAUGUGUCAAUCGACUUGACCACUAGCAGCUAUUUCCCAAGACGUCUCUUCCACUCUUCCCGCAAAGCCCCACGAGCCCAGAACAUCCCCAUUGAAAUCGUCCUCAACAUCCUUGAGGCCGCCUAUUACGACGACGACCUCAACCCGAACACAGAUCUCCUCAAGAACUGUGCUCUCGUAUGCCACGCCUGGUCCAUCCACGCCCAAAAACUCCUCUUCCGCCAAGUCUCCCUUCGCACCCAGCCUGCCUUCACGGAGUUCACUCGCGCCAUCGACUCGACUUCACCCAGGGGCCAGUUGCUCGCCAACUCAGUACUCCGUAUGCGUCUCGUUCUGGACCAUAACCAGCCCAACGGCCUCUCCCAGUCCUCCCUCGCUCACGCUGUCACCCAUUGCCCUAACCUCUAUGAGCUCACCCUCUCCCUGUAUGGCUGUGCCGACCCGGGUCAAGAUAUUGUCGGCAGCCCAGCGGCUGAACGGAUGCGCCGUCCGGCACCUUCCUUCGACGCCUCCACCCUCGAAUUGCUCAGAACCGGGCCCCGCAUCUCCGCCCUGCACUUCACGAACUGGUCCGAGAACGAACAGACGCUCGCGCAGCUGCUCGAAGUGUGGUCCUCACUCCGCUCACUCACCAUUACGGGCAAGGCCCCCGCGCGGCCCUCCGCGGACGCGCCACCGGUCGCCUGCGCGUUCGAGGAGCUCAGGAUCAACUGCCAGAAGGAGCCGUCGCUCGACACGCUCACGUGGCUCCUCCAGCGCUCCGCGGACGUGGGCACUCUGCGCUCGCUCGAGUUCGAGCGCGAGCCGUCGGCCGCGGUGCUCUCGCAUCUUGUGGACAAUCACGCGGAGACGCUGCAGGCGCUCGCGCUGCCUACGUGCACGACCGCUGAGCAGGCUGAGGCGAUCGCCCGGUGCGAGGAGCUCAAGGAGCUCAGAACGGAGGGCGCGGCGGUGCCCGCGGCGGUGUACCGUCAGUUACCUGAAGGGAUCCAACAUCUGUCGUUUGGGCUCGACGCGGACACAGCAUUGCAGCCCGUCAUCGACGCUGUCAAGCUGUGCGAGGAGCUCACCACUGUAACCGUACAUGUGUGGAGCAGCGGGGAGAAGCAUUCGCUGCUGAAUCCGCUGAAGAUGGCGUGCGCGUUCGCCGGUGUGGAUCUCAGGCUCAUACGGGAUGUCAGGACGUUGCGAACGAUAGUGCGCGGCGACCCGAUUGUGCCGGAGAGCUUCCCGCGGGCGAAAACGCUGGAGAACCUGCAGUUGAUGCGAUGUCCCCCUCCCUGCCAUGCAUGAGCAUAUGGCCAGUGCAACAUGCUACUAGAUUGACCCGCCCAGUGAUGAUGACCUGACCUGUUGUACCAUAUCACGUUUCCAUCGCCACGCCCACUUACGACCGCAAGUCUCAGCUUUUUCUUGCUCGCAUUCACUCAUCCCAUUCAUACCUGUUGCUCAUCAUCCAUCUCGACGACUGCAUCCUGCAAUUUUUCUGACCCUUACUGGACCAUCAGGCACAUGCGCCUCGUUAAUUAUCCUCACCCACUCACCCCGGAUCUCCACAUCCUACUUGUCACGUACCCCCCAUUGCCAUCC
This is a messenger RNA of Coniophora puteana RWD-64-598 SS2, 1641 nucleotides long. RefSeq lists its product as uncharacterized. The record is from RefSeq and is a predicted model, not a curated record. The transcript has 3 exons. Lineage: Eukaryota; Fungi; Basidiomycota; Agaricomycetes; Boletales; Coniophoraceae. The coding region runs from base 1 to 1344 and encodes 447 amino acids.